AUUACAACUACUAAACUAUUUGUUGUUGUAGUAUUCAGUUUCAGUUUUACGCCGGUGAAAGCUGUUAAGUGCGAAUAGUUGGUUGUUUGUGCAUAUAAAUAAAUAUAGUAAAAAUUCAGUUGUCGUUGCCUUUAUCGGUCGGUUGGUCAACGUGAAAUAAGAACUUUAAAGACGGCUAUCGAUUACGUUACGCUUUAGCUUGAUCCCAUUAAUUGUGUGAACUUAUUGGCCACCUACCUUCCUCCCAUCAUCGCUGGGUGAAGUUCUACGUUGUCAGAAAGUGAAUAACAAAAAGCUAUGCAAAAGUAAUCAAGGACAAGACUAAUCCAAAAUGUACGAAUUCCCUAAAACAAAAUUGAUAAUGAACAAUGAUGGCCAGCGCUGUAUAAAUAAAAGCCAUUUGAUAUUGCUCAUAUUUGCCAUUGCUCUGAAUAAUGUACAACGCUGUGAUGGUCAUGGUCGACUAAUCGAACCACCAAGUCGUGCAUCGGCAUGGCGUUAUGGUUUCAACACACCGCCUGACUACAAUGACCACGAAUUGUACUGUGGCGGUUUUACGCGUCAGUGGAAACGCAAUGAAGGUAAAUGCGGUGUAUGUGGAGAUGCGUGGGAUAUGAAAGAACCACGACCCCAUGAACAAGGCGGCCAAUGGGGUCAGGGAGUAAUUGUGCGUCGCUAUUCUCCUGGAUCACAAAUGACCAUACGCGUAGAGUUAACCGCCAGUCAUAUGGGAUAUUUUGAGUUCCGUCUAUGUCCAGAGCCGAAAGCAAAUCAGGAAUGCUUAGAUCGUAAUCUAUUAACAAUUCUAGGAGGAGCACCAUCUGUGCCAGCGCCAAAUGAUUUAGAAACACGAUUCUAUCCCCGAAAUGGAAGUAGAAUUUAUGAAAUAAAGUCCAAGUUACCAGAUAUAACAUGUGAUCAAUGCGUUUUGCAAUGGCGGUACAUAGCUGGAAAUAACUGGGGUAUGUGUCCCGAUGGCAAUGGAGCUGUUGGCUGUGGUCCGCAGGAAGAAUUUAGAUCAUGUGCUGAUAUUGCAUUGGGAGAAGGCAUUCCCAAACGUCCAGUCAGACCUCCCAUUCGUCCAACAUUGCGUCCCAAAACAACUACCACCAGCACGGAGCCCAGUCAACCAGAGGAAUCCACGGAGCCAUUCAAUUAUGUUCCCCUACUUGUUAUAUUCAUUUUAUUGUUCCUUGGCUUGGUUGCCUUGGCCAUUUGGUAUUUGUAUCGGAAGAAUAAUCCGCUUAUUGCACAAUGCAAGGAAUAUGUCGAUAAACGUCUAUGUAAGAAAAAGCCACUGCCUGGUACAGUAACGACUGCUACACAAAAACGAUCGACACUAUCAGCGUUUAGUUCAGUUCCUGUACUUGGAAAUAAUCCCCUCAAAGCAGACACUGCUAAUCGGACAUCCACUGAUGCAGUACCAGUUCCACCGCCUCGCUUAAAACGAAAUUCUCGCGUUAAAGAGAUGUCACCCGAUGAAUCAAGCAUAGCAUAAGCUUUAAUUGGAAAUGAAUCUUUUCAUAUCUCAACAACUUGAAAUGGUUUCGUGUUUUCUAAUUCGUUAGUUCACUUAAUCGUACAAUAGUAUUUAUAUAUGCAAAUGAAUUGUGCUCAUUAUUGAUCGGCUGAAAGUUCCGAAAAGGAAUUAUACGUUGAUUAGAUUGACUAGUUAUGUUUGCACAUUAUCAUUAAAUUUUAUUAUUUAUUUAUAGACUUCGGAUAAUGGAAUAAAUUAAAAAUACACCCGACUGCCCUUAACUUGUGUUCCAUAUAAACUUAAAAAUAUUAAACAUAGAUAUUAAAGUUUAUAAAAUAGUUUAAGCACAUUAAAACCAUUAUGUAUUAUUUUAUGUAUGUAUUUCAUAAUAAAAUAAUGUAAUAUAUCACAUCAUAUUCUAAAUAUAUUCAGAUUUAGAUGUGAUUAUAACAUUUAUAUUGUAAUUUUGUGAUAAGCAACUACAUAUGUAUAUAUGCAUGGAUAAUCAAAUGUCAAUAUUUUUUAACAAUUAUCAUAUACUAUAUUAAUUAUGGAUUUGUUUUAUUAAAAAAUCUAAAUUAUAUACAAA
This is a messenger RNA of Calliphora vicina (urban bluebottle blowfly), 2069 nucleotides long. RefSeq lists its product as uncharacterized. NCBI's taxonomy places the organism in Eukaryota, Metazoa, Arthropoda, Insecta, Diptera, Calliphoridae. The coding region runs from base 332 to 1498 and encodes 388 amino acids. The transcript has 4 exons. The record is from RefSeq and is a predicted model, not a curated record.